AUGUCUGGUGUGUUAUGCAAUAAAAGAAUUUCAUUGAAGCUUAAGUUCUAUAAAACUGUAUUGCGACAAGAUAUAAUGUAUUGUUCAGAGUGUUGGGCGAUUGACAAGAGAAUAGAGCAGAGAAUGAGUGUAGCAAAGAUGAGAAUGCUUAAAUGGAUAAGUGGAAUGACUAGUGAAGAUAGGAAAAGAAACAAACAUAUAAGAAAAAGUAUUGGUGCAGCGUCAAUUAUGAUUAAGAUGAGAGAAAAUAGACUUAGAUGGUUUGAUCGUGAUAUGAGAGGAGAGGAAUCGGUAGCUGUAAGAACUGUUAUUGAAAUGUAUGUUGAAGGAAGAAGAGAUAGAAUAAGACCAAAAAAUAGAUGGAUGGAAAUUAUUGAAUGCGACAUGUGGAAGGCUGAUGUGAGUGUAUUUUUCUACAAAUAA
This is a messenger RNA of Daktulosphaira vitifoliae (grape phylloxera), 423 nucleotides long. RefSeq lists its product as uncharacterized. NCBI's taxonomy places the organism in Eukaryota, Metazoa, Arthropoda, Insecta, Hemiptera, Phylloxeridae. The transcript has a single exon. The record is from RefSeq and is a predicted model, not a curated record. Bases 1 to 423 code for a protein of 140 amino acids.